This is a messenger RNA of Colletotrichum spaethianum, 198 nucleotides long. RefSeq lists its product as uncharacterized. The transcript has a single exon. Bases 1 to 198 code for a protein of 65 amino acids. The record is from RefSeq and is a predicted model, not a curated record. NCBI's taxonomy places the organism in Eukaryota, Fungi, Ascomycota, Sordariomycetes, Glomerellales, Glomerellaceae.
AUGUCCGCAAAUAUAGGCGCCAAGGGCGGCAAAUUCACCUACUGCGUCGGCAGUCCGACGUUCCAUCCGGACGAGUACGCCAAGGACACCGCGCGCCGCGAAAGAGCCAACGAGCUCCUCGCCAAGGACGACCUCUACGGCGCCACCGUCGUCUCCUUCAACCUCCCGAGCGCGACACCUAUGUCUACCACGCCAUGA